Molecule: messenger RNA, 766 nt
Organism: Nycticebus coucang (slow loris)
Lineage: Eukaryota; Metazoa; Chordata; Mammalia; Primates; Lorisidae
Gene: MZT2B
Product: mitotic spindle organizing protein 2B
Exons: 3
Coding region: 138-608 (156 amino acids)
Cellular component (GO): spindle; centrosome
Source: RefSeq, a predicted model, not a curated record
CAGCUGGCGCUCAGUGAAGCUGGGGGUCGGACGACGGCGCCGCCUGUCCCAGGCCCACCCUCGCGCUGGGGCGGCCUGGGGGCGGGACGGUAGGGGGCGCUGUGGGGCGGGGCGCGCACCUCCCGCGGGCCGCGCGAAUGGCGGCGCCGGGCGCCGGGCCUGGGCCGGGGUCGGCCCCGGGGCUGGAGGCGGCGCGGCAGAAGCUCGCGCUGCGGCGCAAGAAGGUGCUGAGCGCUGAGGAGAUGGAGCUGUACGAACUGGCGCAGGCGGCGGGCGGCGCCAUCGACCCCGACGUGUUCAAGAUCCUGGUGGACCUGCUCAAGCUGAACGUGGCCCCCCUUGCCGUGUUCCAGAUGCUCAAAUCCAUGUGUGCGGGGCAGAGGUUGGCGAGCGAGCCCCAGGACCCUGCAGCCGCGUCUCUGCCCGCGGCGAGCGCUCCUGAGCCCCGAGGGAGAAACAAAGGCGGCACCAUGCUCGGUGGAACACCAGGCCUGGCAGAACGCAGCGGCCGGGAAGGACCCAGCCAGAGGACACCCCGCCAGCCCAGUGCCACCAGGCUGCCCAAGGUGGGCGGGCCUGGCAAGAGCCCUACCCGGAGCAGCUCCUAGGACUGUCAGGGCUUGACACACACAGGCCUGCUGAGGCUCCGCAUCCUCCCAGCAAAGGCUGUGUGGUAUUCCAAUCAGGUGAUGAUAAACCAUUCUGAACAGCAGAGGGUCUAGAUCAGAUGUUCUCUAUCACUUUUGAAUAAAUUAAGGUACAAAGA